AUCUCGUUAGGCCGAAGUAUUCAAACAAGCAGGAGUACUAUCAACCACCAGUGCGCAGUACGCAUACACAACCAUGGCAGCCACCAGCUUCGCGUCUCAUUCUGUUCUAGGAAGAGCCCUAUUCCGGGCACUUGCAUCCCCUCUUCCCGUUGGAAUCAGCAAGAAAUUCUCUCACUACAGAACCCUUCUCUCUCUUCCUCUCACUACUUCUCUCGGCAAUUCAGCUGCAGGUAUAUGUCAGUUGGCAGUGUCACAAGCUAUUAACGGCAAUGUAAAUGGUUUACUCAGAGGAGUGGGAGACAAGAAUACCAAUGAAGCUGUGAAGCAUAUUGUAGAAUUGGCAAAACGAGCAUCGUCUAGGGGAGAAGUUCUUCAUACAGAUUUUCUCACACCACUCAUCCUAAAGGAAUCUAUGUUAGUACUGGAAAAGUUCACUGACAUCAAAACAGUGGCUCAGGGUGGAUAUCCAGAGGCCGAGCGUUGUCGGCUUUCAGUUGGACAUCCACAAGAAUUGACAAGUGAUCCAGAUAUAGUUGUGGCGUUAAGUAUCACAGGCAACUUUGGGUUUCAACCUUGUUCUCAUGGUGACUUCCUUGGCUCAAUUCUUGGGACAGGGAUUGCUAGGGAGAAGCUGGGGGAUAUUUUGGUGCAGGGAGAAGGAGCUCAGAUUCUUAUUGUUCCAGAACUAGCUGACUUUAUCACAUCAACCUUGGACAAGGUUGGCAACGUUCCGGUCACUUGUGAAAAGAUUCCAUUGCUUGCCCUUGAAUAUAAGCCACCAAGAACUCAGACUUUCAAAACCGUGGAACCAUCAUUGAGGGUCGAUGCAAUUGCUAGUGCUGGAUUCAAAAUCUCACGAACAAAGCUAGUCGAUUUAAUCAGAAGUGGGGAUGUGCGUGUUAACUGGACAACCGUGACAAAAGGUACCACCACAAUGAAGACUGGGGACAUUGUCUCAGUUAGUGGAAAAGGAAGACUGAAGAUUGGAGAAAUAAACCCAACAAAGAAGGGAAAGUUUGCAGUAGAGCUUAUCCGAUAUUUAUGAAGGACUCAGCAAGGGCGACACAGAAAGAUUGUAUUCGUUUGUCUCAACUGUUGGUCUUUCGAUGUAUUAUGUGUCAUUUUCCUAGAAAUUGCUUUUGUUGUUCAUAGCAAGCCUAAUCCAUCACAUAUUGGCUAAAGCAGAGUCUAGAUUUUGUCGAGCCUAAUCCUAGAGGUUGGCUAAAGCAUAGUCAAGUUCUACCACUAAGGAGAAAAUAGAAAAUGUCACAUUCUUAGUGCAAAUCACGGUGUAUUACUCUC
Molecule: messenger RNA, 1302 nt
Organism: Rhododendron vialii
Lineage: Eukaryota; Viridiplantae; Streptophyta; Magnoliopsida; Ericales; Ericaceae
Exons: 10
Coding region: 74-1045 (323 amino acids)
Molecular function (GO): RNA binding
Source: RefSeq, a predicted model, not a curated record